Musa acuminata AAA Group (dessert banana) is the source of this 3305-nucleotide messenger RNA. Its product is annotated as disease resistance protein RGA2-like. Bases 186 to 1472 code for a protein of 428 amino acids. The record is from RefSeq and is a predicted model, not a curated record. Gene Ontology annotation, molecular function: ADP binding. NCBI's taxonomy places the organism in Eukaryota, Viridiplantae, Streptophyta, Magnoliopsida, Zingiberales, Musaceae. The transcript has 3 exons. Gene Ontology annotation, biological process: defense response to fungus.
CACCCGGAUUAGCUUUCAUCAAGCAUUAUUGGUUGCUUGGGAUGAAAACAAAGUGAUGUCCGAAAAGGAAAAGGAACAACUAUGAAGCACGAAUACUUUGUAGAUUCCAAGUGGGUUGAGUAAUACCAGGCCACGGCUCAAUUGAUAAUCUAGAGUUCCGUAGCUGCCACCCUGACACCAAAGCCAUGGCGUUGGAAUUAGAUCUGGAGCGCGUACUAUUGCGUUUGCCUGCGAUGAUGGCGCAGGGGCGACUACUAGGCAUGCCAAACCACAUGGAGAUGAUUCGAGACCGCCUCUGGGCUAUCAAUGGCACGAUCUUCGACGCUCAGCUUCGAGCGUUGAAGGAGCCGGAGUUGGAGGAGUGGAUGACCGACGUCGGUGCAGCCAUUGUGGACGUCGACGAUCUGCUCGGUAGGAUCCUCGACUGGCACCCAAGAGGAGGAGCGGCUGCAGCAUCGAAUCGCUCGUCACACUCCAUCUGCAGCAUCCGAGAGGCCUCUCGCCAAGCCAUUCUAUUGGAGCUAAAGGAGAUGGUAGGCAGGCUGAACUAUCUGGUGAGGAGGGGGUCUGUGUUGGGCCUCUCGAAGGAGAUAAUGGAGUCUGUGGAUCCACGACAAGAAGAAGAAGAGUACUCCACCGUCCUAAGAGAAGAGGUGGUGGGACGCAACGAGGAUGUAGAAGAAAUCAUCAAAAUGUUGAGGCAACAACAGUCUGGCGAUUGUGAUGAAUGGCUGCUCAUAGAUGGCGAUGAUGGGAAGACGACCCUUGCUCGGUUGAUUUACCACCACCCCUGGGUGCGCGAGCAUUUCCAGCAUCGAAUUUGGGUGGAUGUCUCAAACAUUGGUUAUUUGGAUCCCAAGUGGAUCAUGAGAGAAUUCACGAGAUCAAUAACCGGGGAGCCAUGCGAGGACAUCUGGCAAUUCUACGAUGGAAUCCAUGGAAGCAAAUACUUGCUCGUUCUGGAUGAUCUCUGCGUCGGGGAGGAGGAGGAGGAGGAUAAGUGGUUCCAAUUGGAGAGCUUUCUAUCGCUCGUCGGCGCACCAGGGAGUACCGUGGUGGUCACUCCUGACCAUUUCGUAGAUUUUAUUGAGCGUAUAUUGGGGUCCUCUGUCCGAAAGCACGAGUUGGGAGGCCUAUCGGAGGAUGAUUGGGUAAAAUUGUGCAUGAGACAAGCACUCAUCCGGCCCGAUCAACACGAGCAAGCAAACGCGAUAAUUCAAUCCUAUAAGAGAAAUCCUUUACGUGAUUGGUCUCCCAUGCUCGCCAAGGCUUCUGGCUCCAUAUUCAGAUAUACUGAGAUGAAUCGAUGGCAACAACAAAUUGAUGCUUUGUUGAAGUGGCAGACGGAGGAAGUGAUCGAGAGCCAGGAGGAAGUGAUUGACAGCCAGGAUACGGCUUUAAUUAUUCUUCGUUACUGGCCACGUAAAGGGAUACAAAUUUUUGUUUUACAUAUGGUUGAUCAGACAAGAUGACGUGGUCAAUAAUGAAGACUUCUUCCAUGUGUUAGCUUCCGAAGGCCUUCUGUCGUAUUCAGACAUCGUCGGGACGGAAAGGACAUAUACGAAGGCCCCCGAUUCUGCACUAUUUUUAUUUAGUGUCAUAAAAAUAUUGUUAUAUCUUGACGAAGGCUUAUUCGGAUUCAACAAUCCCACCACAAUGUUUCUAUCUACGUAUGUUGGUCGAUUCCAAUAAGAUCAUAUUUCCAACGAUCUUGUCGAGAGGGGUAAACAAGUUAAGAGGUUUGAUAUUGGAACGGAAGGAGAUGGAUUUUCAACACGAAUAUCAUAUCCUACAUAUUCCACAAGGUAUGUUUACCAAUCUUAUACAUCUACGUAUUUUAUGUUUACGAGCUAUCAGAGUCCAGCAGCUACCUGAUACGGUGGGCGAAUUGCUUGUCUUAAGAUACCUCAAUCUUUCUCAGUCCGAGAUCCAAGUACUUCCUGAAUCCUUGUGCAAGCUCAAGAAUUUACGAGUCUUAAAUCUAGCUCAUUGCGAAAAGCUUCGUAAGAUUCCGAGAGGAAUACAUAAUCUUGAGAAUUUACAUGUUUUGAAAUUAGCUUAUUGUACAAAGCUUCAGAUGUUACCUAUUUCGGUCACCAACCUCGUAAAACUACAAGAGUUAGAUCUGGAAGGUUGUCGAUGGCUUGUUGAAUUACCCGAGGGUUUGAGUAACAUGAAAAAGCUGAUAGAUCUCAACCUGUAUAGAUGUCCAUCGAAUCAAAUGCCACAUGGAAUAAAUCGAAUGAAUAACCUUGUGAAAUUUUCUGAACAUAUCAUAGUUGGUGGUCUUGGAAAUGUUUUCUCAGAGUUGCGAUCAUUGAUGAAUCUAAAAGAACUAAGUCUACAAAAUCUCGAACAAGUGUCAAAUUCAGAAGAUGCUUCGACUCCUUUAAAAUUGUUUGAUAUACUUCCACAACUCAUACAUUUGAGGUUAUAUUGGAAAUGGGACAAUAUGGAUGACAUGAGAACCUCCAAAUUGGUUUCGCUACAAGUACUUGAAAGAGAAGAAUUUUUAUUCCCGAAACUUGGUGAAUUGACAUUAAUCCAAUGUCCAAAAUUCAAAGCUUUAGAGGUGGAGAUGAAGGUCUCAAGAUUGAGUAUUUGGUUGGACAAUAAGAUGCAAGGGUUGGCAUAACCUCCAAAGUAUAGAGAGAGCACUUGGAGAUAGUUGGAAGCCAAGAGAUGAGGUGUUUGCCACAGGACAUGGAACGAUGUGAUGGACUUGAGAAGUUGAGAGUUAUCGGAUGUGACAAUUUGGACUGUUUGCCGGAGUGGCUGCAAGGAUUUGAACGUCUGGAUUCUUUAUAUAUAUAUGGCUGCAGAGCUCUAUCAUCCAUGCCAGAGGAGCUUAAACGACUGCCAAGCUUUGAUGUUAAAUAUUGUCCGAAGCUGAGACUUUAACCAGCGGAGCAGAAAAACACCAUCUGAUUUCGGUAGCAGCAUCAAAUUGCAGAUGUUUGGGACUCGGAAAGGAAACAUUAUUCUGGAAUUCUCCAUUUCUUCCUGAAUCUUAUAAACAUUUAACCCUCCCUCCCUCCCUCCCUACCUAACUGAUGCUGUGAGGGAAAGAUGGACUAUCGUGCAAUGAUUCGUCCGAUAAAUCAAGACAAGAACAAAUAUAAUACACCUAAAUAUCAUUUUGUUGUUCGCUUUGUAUCCUGACAUUAAGUUGUUUAUGUUUUUUUUAUUUACGCUGUUUUGAUGUAUCAUUAUGUGUUCUUCAGUGAGUAUGUGAUUAAACCAACAAGAAUACUGUUGUACAAAUAAUAUCUUCAAUAAUUAUUGCUCGAGAUUUGGUACUUGCA